UGGAGCCGGCUGCCCAGCCCAGCCGGCGGCGCGAUGAUCGCGGUGUCUAUCCCCGCGGUGGGACCGGGGGCCGAGGCCGAGCCGAGCCCGGAGAAGACGCACACGGUGUUUACGGUGGAGGUGCUGUGCAAUGGCCGGAAACAUACCAUUGAGAAGCGCUACAGCGAGUUCCAUGCCCUGCAUAAAAGGAUAAAGAAGAUGUGCAAGGUCCCAGAUUUCCCCCCCAAGCGAGUCCCCAACUGGAUGUCAAAGGUGCAGGAGCAGCGGCGGCAGGGCCUGGAGGUUUACAUUCAGGGCGUCCUGUACUACAACAAGUCGCUGCCUAAGGAACUGCUGGACUUCCUGAAGCUCAGGCACUUUCAGCAGGAUGCCAAGGCCAGCAGCCUGGACCACAGCUUCCUGCUCUCACACCGGCCAGUUAUGAUCUUCCACAAAGACCCAUAUGUGCUCCCCUCCUCCACAGAGCUGCUGCCAGACAUAGUUCUGAGUGGUGUGUUGCGAGGCUUCUACAGACCAGCAAGCUGCUGCUGGGAGAAGGCAGCCCCAAAGUGCUUGGCAGGGCUCCACAUGCUUAGCCAGCAGGGCUCAUGAGGGUAUCCACGACCCAGCCAUUGCUCAGGCUUCACCAGCACCACUACUGAAGUGGGAGCACUGCUCGGUUGUCCUAUCUACAGACUGCUCCUGUAUCUCAGUGGCUUUGCCUUCCCUUCCCCUGGGACUUGUUCCUGCCUUCCCCAGCAUGGGGUGAUGGACAAAAGGGGGAGAUGCUGCUGAGCCUGGGGGCUGGUGCCUAACACACAUGGAGAUUGGGCUGGAAGCACUUGUAAUGAACAGGGCAGCUGUGAGGCCAGACCCUAACUGCUCCAGCAGUGCCAUCUCUGGCCACAGCACAUGGAAAUGCUGCAAGCUGCACUAUGGCUGGGAUGGCCAGGCUCCUUGCCAGUGCUUAUGGCUACCCAUAGCUCUGGCUGCAGCUCCUGCCAGGCUGGAUAGAGCCUAGAGGGGGAGGGGGUGGUGUCCUAGACCCCUGCAGAGCCCUGUGGGGAGGGGUUGGUCUCCUGCAGGCUAAAGGGAGCUGUGCAGAUGUGUAUAGGCAAUAAAUCACUCAGGUCUGGUUUGGAGAUUGCUGCUGCACUGUGUUUAUCUGGGACUAGAACCUAGGGCCCAUAAACUGUGCAUGACAUGCCCUGUUUGGCCUCUCAGCCACGGGAUGAAAAAAGACAGAAGCCUAAUUGCAACCACAGGAUGUUCUCAUGGACAAGGUACUGGGCAGAGCCCCAU
This is a messenger RNA of Mauremys reevesii (Reeves's turtle), 1281 nucleotides long. RefSeq names its product sorting nexin 22 (gene SNX22). The transcript is spliced from 6 exons. Gene Ontology annotation, molecular function: phosphatidylinositol phosphate binding. NCBI's taxonomy places the organism in Eukaryota, Metazoa, Chordata, Testudines, Geoemydidae. The record is from RefSeq and is a predicted model, not a curated record. The coding region runs from base 34 to 591 and encodes 185 amino acids.